Molecule: messenger RNA, 590 nt
Organism: Dioscorea cayenensis subsp. rotundata (Guinea yam)
Lineage: Eukaryota; Viridiplantae; Streptophyta; Magnoliopsida; Dioscoreales; Dioscoreaceae
Product: vacuolar protein sorting-associated protein 55 homolog
Exons: 5
Coding region: 92-433 (113 amino acids)
Biological process (GO): late endosome to vacuole transport via multivesicular body sorting pathway
Cellular component (GO): endosome
Source: RefSeq, a predicted model, not a curated record
GAUAAACUCUAUUCUUUCUCUUUCUCUUUCUCUCUCUUCCCAAGUUCACAGCCAUGGCGAUGACCGUCGAAGGCUUGCUGGACUUGCGUUUAUGUUCUCUGCCAGCAUCUUGUUACAAAUACUGGCAUGUGCUCUUUACAAUAAUUGGUGGCCUUUGUUAUCAGCUCUAAUGUAUAUUCUGGUUCCUAUGCCAUGCUUGUUCUUUGGAGAUGGGUCCACACGUUUCCUAACUAGCCGGGAUGGUGGAGGCUGGAUAAACGCGGCAAAAUUCUUGACUGGUGCAUCAGCUGUGGGGAGUAUUGCCAUUCCUGCUAUUCUGAGGCAUGCUCACCUAAUAGAGACCGGAGCCAUGCUCAUAGAAUUCACAUCCUUUUUCAUUCUAGUCUGUACCGUCUUGUGUUUCCACAGAGUCAGCCUCGACGAAGAUUGGUAGUCAGUGUCCAUUUGCAACUAAAACUAGAGGAAUCAGAGAAUAACAAAAGUCCAUGUACCAUGUGCAGCAGUGGAUGGAGCAAUUCCAUGUUGUUGACCAAACUAGAUAUUAAUCACUUCCAACAGAUACCUUCAAUGAAAUUUCUGUUGAUCUAUCA